UUCUAAGCAAGACCUUUUUUUUUCUUUGCAGUCGUGGAAAGUCGCUGCAUCGGAGUUUAAACAAAAGAGAACGGUGUAAUCGGAAUAGCAGGAAUUAACCGUAGAUAAGUGUUUUGGUAUUCUAAUCAAAGGUUAAAGUAAUGCGUUGCGAAAAGUUAGGUCUGAUUUGGUCUGUGACUGGAAAGAGCACCGCCUAGCGUCUGAACGUCACGAAAAUGGAAGUGAAAGGAAAAACACAGAUGAAACACUUAAGAUUCAUCGACCCUUAAAUCCAUCUGGCGGUUCCGUACAAGUAUUCGUUUCAAUAAUUUCAUAUUUUUAAUUUAAUAAUUUUUCAAUUUCAUAAGCUAACGUAAUGUUUUCGUUUGUGUUGUUUACUUUAUUGGACGUCGGGUCCCUGCCAUUCACUCACAGUGCUGAUUUCUUGGAACCCACUCAGCCUCCUAGCAUCCAAGAACAUUUAGUUGAUAUUGUACUGGACUGCUACCUGGUGGAAGAAGGAGGAGGACGUAUGGGAAUGUUUGCUGCUAGUUUCACACGGGAAAAGGCCACAUUUGUACUUCGGAAGAUCCCUGUCCCAGAGGAUGAAGCCCUAGACAGCUUUACAGAAUUUCAGCCACCAGCAUUUGAUGAGGAGGCCCUCAUCUUUGAGGUUACAGCCUCAUCAGUCCAGAUUCCGGGAGCUGAUGUCUUGCUUCAUGCUGACUGCAAUGAGCAGGAGGUUUCCUGUGAAGUAAGUCAGUUUUACCCACGUGGCGAGAACUCUGAACAUGAGGCCUGGUUUAUUGGAAGCCUGCAGGUAGCAGGAGGUGGAAUCAGUCUGACUCUUGUAAUGAAGACACAGCCAAUGGUUGAAACAAAAGAUGUUUUACUGAAGAAACAAAAGAAACUGGGCUUACCGCUUAGUGAAACUGGAACCAUAUUGAUGUCUGUACAGUAUAAUGUGUUCACCCAGGCUCCUGUGGUUUCAACUGCUAUUGGGGGCUCUGUAUUUCUGGACUGUGGGUUCAGAGCAGCAGAGGACAACCAGGAUAUUUUUGUGGAGUGGCGUCUACAAUACAAGGGUCAUGGGAGGCGAAUCUUUACUUUGGAGAGUGGACCAAAUGUAAUGGCAAUAGGCCAAGCGUAUCAUAACAACUCUCACAUGGAUGAGGACUUGGUGCGCACUCACCAAAAUGUCUCCCUUUCCUUGUCCAAUUUUAAAGUUUCUGACGAAGGUGCCUACAUUUGCCUAGUUACUUAUGGACAAUUCCAGGCCCAGCAGGUCAUUAAUGUACAGGUUUUGGUGCCACCACGUGUCCAGCUAAUCCCAAAGGUUCUCCAGUUUCAGGAUGGUGCUACGGAGAAGGUGGUGUGUGAUAUGUCAGGCUACUAUCCUUUGGAUGUUCAGGUUGAAUGGACCCAACUGCCACCUUCAUCUCCUACACCUGAGGAACCCACACCUAUUUCUCAGUUCUAUUUCUCCAGCCAUAAGCAGCACUCUGAUGGAACCUACUCCCUUUCAGCAUUCAUCUUGAUAAACCAGGCCACUGCUGAAGUUGGAACUACUUACACUUGUAGAGUGUCCCAUGUAGCACUAGAGGAGCCAACUGUUCUUAAUGUGACUCUGGUGUCAGCAGAUGAAUCAGGAAUCCUAUUGAUUUUUGGUGUUAUGGUGGCAACUUUCAUCUUCCUUUUUGCCGUCUAUCUGCUGCUUUUGCAAUGGAAUACAUCAAAAGCCAAUGAAAAUAUCCAGAUAAAAGGAACAAUGAAGAGUAUAAAGAUUAAUUGACACACUUGGAAAUCUAAGCAAAAGAUUUUUGAUGAGACAUGUAAAGGAUUUGUUUCAUUUUUUUUUUUGCUUCCAAUUUUUGCCUGCAGAAGUUAAUUCCUUGAAAGAAAGAAGGACCGAAUGACACUGGAAGAUAUGCUGUUUUAACUUAUUAUUUUGCCUAACAAAUCAUAAGCAAAAAUGUUAAAAACAAAAACAUUCAGUUAUUGUCUUGGAUUUUAGUGGCUUUGGAAAGGUAUAAUGGAUUCGUCCUGUGUGUUUUUAGUAACACUAUGGAGCAAUCUGUGUUUAUACAACAGAAUAAGAGUGCAAAGGUCAAGGUUAGCCAACCACAAUAUGAUGAGUACAUUAGUCAGCCCUGACGGGGCCCAGCAAAUAGUCAUAAUACUUGAUCUACCUCAUCAUUUACUAGGAUGUUAAAAAAAAAAUCUCAAAAAGUUUUACCUGUGAUGGUAGAAAGGGUUUCUCAUGCAAGAAGUCUACGUCCCUUUAAAUAGUGGAGUUUUUAGUUACUGUAUUAUUUCAUACAUUAAAAAGCUGUUUACUUGAACACAACUUUGAAAUUAAUUUUAAGGAAUUUAAUUUAUGAAAAUCACAGUGUGAAUAGAACAGAUGGGUGGGUGAGGUCAGUUUCUGCAUUGUAACCCAAAAUCCUAAUACAGGAAAAAUGCAAAGAAACUUACAACUGAGAAAAGCUGCAUUGACUUUGAAGAACCGCAUUGUAUGAAUGCAAAGAUGAGCCUUAAAAGACUACUAGUCUAUUAAAAUAAUAGACUGAAAUGGUAAGGACAAACUGUAUAGUUCUCUUGUUUACAUUAACAGUCUUGCUCAGGGUGAACGUCCUGCCACUCAGCUAAUAAUGCAAGGAUGACUUCUAGCUCCCUGCUGAUUCAAAGGUAUGUAGAUAAUAAUUCUAUCCCAUACCAUGGCAUUUUCUAAGGCCACUUAAUACUAAUCAAGUUUGCGGGGUUCUGAAGCCUAUCCCAGCAGGUACAAGGUGUAAGAGAGGGGCAGUCCUCUGGACAAGACACCAGUCCAUCUCAGGGGACACUCACAUACACCCACCCACUAUGGCAAGUUAGCGUCACCUUUCCUGGCACCUUGUGCUUCCUAUAGGCAAUACUGUUGUUCCAGAAGCAGUCCUCGGUAGGGCAUUAAAAAAUGAGCCUUCUGUCUUAGCCAAGGGUGGAAUUUGGAGAAUUCAAGAGGACACCACUUACCUGUCGAGAAGUAGAAGGAGGAAAGAAGAAAGAAGAUAAAUGCUGGACUUGUGUAUGUGGGCAUUACCUGGAGAUCAGUGUGUCCCGUUUAAGAGGUAUUGUGCCUUAAUAAAAGUGCAUUUUAGGACUCAAACUUGGGUCCUUGUGAGUUGUGACUGGGGUUUGGUGUGUGACACGGGGCCGUCUUAACGUAUGGACGCAUUGGCCACUGGCCAGGGGGCCCCAGGAGCAUAGAGGCCCAUGAUAUUUCUGAUGCCUAUGUAUAUUUCUAUUUUAUUAGCAAAAUAGGCCCCAGCGCACUACUUGUAUAUACGUAUAUAUAUAUAUAUUCAGUAUAUAUAAUAAUAAUCUAAUAUAAUAUAUUAGAUAUAAAAAGAUGCUGCUAAUCACCUGCUUUUCACUUAAUGUCUCCAGUAGUUCUUGGUAGAUUUAAAAUCUUUGUUAUUUUUAAAAUAUUAAUGUGAAAUCUACAGAUGGAAUUGUUGCUAACCUACUGCUAAAUUUAAUGCAACAAAAUGCAGAGCUUUGGUGUAAAGAAUUUAUGGAAUUUUGAUUUAUCUUAAUGAUCUGCUCAGUGCUAAAAUUAAUAUCAAAACCCUCUCUUUGUGUUUCUGUGAAGGAAUUAUUGACUGCUAGCCAAAACAUACUCAAAUGUUCAGCCAAAAUUGAAAGUUUUCACUCCUGUUUUAUCAAAAGAACAAUAUUACCAAAAACAUACAUUACUGGCUAUAUUACCUGUUAAAGAUAAAAAGAUAAUAAAAAAAUAAAAAUAUUUUAUAUCUUUUGCUGUAAAAUGUACCGUCAGCACCCAUCAUGUGCCUUUCUUCAGUGCUCUGGUGUGUCCCCACCUGUCUUAGCUGCAGUGCUUCCUCCCUUAGUUGCAUGUAUUUAAGGCCUGCUUCUCAAACUCUAUCAUUGUAAAGCACUUUGCUUGCCUCCUGCCCACUGUUUGACUAUCGUCAAUGUUAGAUGGGCCUUCUUUACCUGCUGUGAAUUCAUAUUCUUUUAUUUUCUGUGUUUGAAGGUGACUUUCAGUGUUCCUUCUAUGUUUUUCCUCUGUAUUUUUGUGAAUAUCAGUCUCUCUUGUUUGGAUCUUCCCAUCUCAAUUAUGUUGAUUGAGCAAACACAAUGAAACUGAUCAAUCAGACCAAAGCCAAACUGACCAGUGAGAUUGCUCAGAAGGACUCAACACACAGAGACAUUAGCAAUUUAUAUAUAGAUACCAUUUUAGGCCCCUAAACCACAAUACUGUCAAAGUAAAUUACUAACAAUGUUUGGUUUAUUUCCUGUCAAGCUAAGCUAAAUAUUCCAAGUAUGACAGUCACAACUGUCCAUCCAUCCAUCCAUUAUCCAACAUGCUAUAUCCUAACUACAGAGUCACGGGGGUCUGCUGGAGCCAAUCCCAGCCAACACAGGGCACAAGGCAGGGAAAAAAUCCCGGGCUGGGUGCCAGCCCACUGCAGACAGUCACAACUAGUUAAAGAGAAGUUGUGCAGGGAAUCAUGUCCCUAAUCUCUUCAAGUGGGAACGCCUUUUAAUGUACUAUGUGCUUUAAAACUCUUAUGAUUUAAUAAAGAUUAUGCUGAAGGAAACUCUUCCCUUCUAAGAAGUCUUCAAAGCCAGCACUCCAGAUCUAUUUUAGAGAUACUUGUGUUCAUUAUCUGCAUUGUAUGUGUACAUUAUUUGUUAAAAGUUUCUUUCCAGUUCACUAUACUGCAGAAUUUGAGAUUCAAAUUUUAAAAGUGAAAUAAAAAAACUUUGUAAUUCAUGUAGUAGCACUCAGUGUCUAAAAUUAAAUGUUAUCUAAAUA
This is a messenger RNA of Polypterus senegalus (gray bichir), 4801 nucleotides long. Its product is annotated as tapasin-related protein-like. NCBI's taxonomy places the organism in Eukaryota, Metazoa, Chordata, Cladistia, Polypteriformes, Polypteridae. Bases 356 to 1771 code for a protein of 471 amino acids. The transcript is spliced from 11 exons. The record is from RefSeq and is a predicted model, not a curated record.